Molecule: messenger RNA, 861 nt
Organism: Dentiscutata erythropus
Lineage: Eukaryota; Fungi; Glomeromycota; Glomeromycetes; Diversisporales; Gigasporaceae
Source: the annotation of a GenBank genome assembly
AUGGCCGCCAACUUUUGGGCUUCUUCCCAUGGAAAGAAAUGGCUACUCAGCAGGCAACAACUUCAGGAAAGCAGGAAGGAAGACAUAAAGUGUAUCAAUUCACUUGAAAUGAAGAAGGUCAACAUAUGGUUUGCCAAAUUAAUGACUGAGCUAGGAAAUAGUCUCGGAGUGAGACAAGUUAUUAUUGCCACCGCAUUAACGAACAGUUAUAGAGGAACUGAACCGUAUCUGGUCGCCGCUACUUGUAUGUAUUUAGCAUGUAAAAUCGAAGAAUCUCCGCAUCACAUCAAGAGUGUAAUUGCAGAGAUGAAACAUGUAACAACAGAUAAGGGUGGUUUCCAAUACGAAAACCAAAAGGUGGCAGAAAUGGAGUUUUACCUUCUUGAAGAAUUAAAUUUUAAUAUGAUUGUGUUUCAUCCAUACCGAGCUUUAACAACGCUAGCGCAAGAUCUUGGCACAAAGAAUGAGGAUGUACAAAGAGCUUGGCUUAUCGUAAAUGAUACGUACAAGACAGAUAUGUGUCUCUUACAUCCGCCAUAUGUGAUCGCUGCCGCUGCACUUUACUUACCUAUUGCACUUAAAGGGGGUGUUCAAUAUGGUGAUAACAAUAAUAGCGUACAAGGUGUCGUUACUAGAGGCGCUAAAAAAGGUGCUACUUCCGCUGCUACUAGUGAUAGUAAUAAUAAUAACGAGACCACUAAAAUAGAAGACAUAAGGCAAUGGUUCGCAUUAUUGAAUGUUGAUUUGGAUCAGAUUAUCGAUAUUGUUCAAGAAAUAAUAUCAUUAUAUGAAGUAUGGGACGAUUAUAAAAAAAAACCUCAGGAAAUUCAUGGAAUUUUACAAAGACUGUUAAAAAAAUAA